AUGGGUGCCUCUCACUAUACAACUGAGGUGAAAGAAGCCGCGUCUGUCGAGAUUCCAUUUGACAUGCCGGUUAUCGACUACGCCGGUCUGUGUGGAUCUCCAGAGGAGCGUGCCAAAUGGCUGGACGAGCUGGAUAGAGGUUUUCAAACUUAUGGGUUCGUCUACUUGUCGAACUCGAGUAUUCCAGAAGAGAUGCUAGAGGAGGCAUUUGAAUGGUCGAAACGUCUCUUUGCUCUUCCAUUGGAAGUGAAGAUGAAGGCCAAACAUCCAGCAUAUGAAACACCUUACAGCCAUCGCGGCUAUGCCCCUCAAGGCGUUGGACAUACCGUCCAGCUGCUCUUUGACCCUGACGAGAUUGAAAAGACAAAGAUUACUGCUCCAGAGAUCAAGGAGACUUUCGAGUUGGGUAACAGCAGGCCGGAUAGUGAGCUAGUGCCCAAUAACUGGAUUCCAGAGGAGGACCUGCCUGGCUUCCGCGCGUUUCACGAACGCUGGUUCGUUGCCUGCACGGAGCUCUCGCAGAGCUUGCAGCGAUGCCUGGGCGAGGCACUUAAGCUCGAAGAUCCAGAUUUGCUCUGCAAGCAGGAAUCUAAAUAUGACGCCCAUAUUAGCCUCAUGCACUAUCCGGAAAUGCUCAUCGAACCCCUCCGUUCGGGGACUAAGCACCGGCUAAACGCACACUCAGACUAUGGCAGCCUGACGAUGCUGUUCCAAGGGCUUGUGGGAGGGCUUGAGGUACACGAUGGUGAAGCUUAUAGGCCCAUCGUCCCCAAGCGCGGCACCAUCAUUCUCAAUGUUGGAGAUAUGCUCGAGCGCCAAACAAACGGCCGCUGGAAGAGCUCUCUGCAUCGUGUUGUUGCACCUCGUGAGAUCAUGAUGCGGGACGACUACGAGCCCAGCGGUACUGUGGUCGACAGAUAUGCCAUUGUCUACUUUUGCCAGCCAAAUGCGGAUGUGCUCAUAGAUACUUUGCCAGGAUACGAAGAGGCGGGCAAGUGGAAGCCCAAUAUGAUUGGGGAUUGGGACGAGAAAAUGACAAGCCUUCAGUGGCUGCAUAAGAGGUACACAGCAGAAUUUCACUAG
Messenger RNA from Trichoderma aggressivum f. europaeum, 1083 nucleotides. RefSeq lists its product as uncharacterized. NCBI's taxonomy places the organism in Eukaryota, Fungi, Ascomycota, Sordariomycetes, Hypocreales, Hypocreaceae. The record is from RefSeq and is a predicted model, not a curated record. The transcript is spliced from 2 exons. Bases 1 to 1083 code for a protein of 360 amino acids. Gene Ontology annotation, molecular function: 2-oxoglutarate-dependent dioxygenase activity.